AUGGCUUACGUUUUGAAUUGGACCAAGAAAAAACUCCAAAAGAUUUUUUCGGAACUGAAACGAGUGCUUACUGUUCAAGGGUCAAACAUAACGGAAGAAGUCAAACAGUAUGAAGAAGAGCUAGAGAAAUAUGGUAUUUCUGGGUUGAGGAGAAAAGUUCAAGGAGAUCUUGAUCGUUGGCAGACUAUACCUGUACAUUUUGCAGUAAUUGGACGCAGUGGAGAAGGAAAAUCAGCCUUUAUCAAUGCUCUUAUAGAUGGAUCCGACAAAGAAAUUGCGGCAGUAGGAAUAAAGGAAACUACUACCGAAGUACAAGAGUACCAAUAUCCAAAACAUCCAAAUAUCGUCCUCCAUGAUCUACCAGGAGUAGGCACCAAAAGGUUUCCAAAGGCAAAGUACCUGAAAGAUGUUAAGAUCGAUCAAUACGACUGCUUUUUCCUCAUAACCAGUAACAGAUUUACGGAAGAUGAACAAUGGAUUGCGGACGAAAUUAAAAAACGAGGAAAGAAGUUUUAUUUUAUGCGCACCGCUAUAGAUAGCACUAUUGCUAGUGAACAGAAAAGGCGGAAGAAAUUUAAACAGUCUGAGCUUGUUGUGGCCGACUUGUGUGAAGAAGUUCGAAUAGCAUGUGCUGAAAAUUUGGAUAAGCAUUCCGACAUUUUCUUGAUUGAUAAUUUUGACGAUGAAGCGUUCGAUUUCCCGAAAUUAAGAGAGCGGUUGUUGGAAGAUUUGCCUAUAAUAAAAGCUCAAACAUUGGCCCUUUCUUUUUCAGCACUUACUGGUAAAGUGCUCGCUAAAAAGAGGGAUAUGCUUUUGUAUCAAAUACCGAAAAAAAGCACUUCAAAUAACUACGACAGAAAAUGA
Molecule: messenger RNA, 864 nt
Organism: Mercenaria mercenaria
Lineage: Eukaryota; Metazoa; Mollusca; Bivalvia; Venerida; Veneridae
Product: T-cell-specific guanine nucleotide triphosphate-binding protein 2-like
Exons: 1
Coding region: 1-864 (287 amino acids)
Cellular component (GO): membrane
Molecular function (GO): GTP binding
Source: RefSeq, a predicted model, not a curated record